GGCGUCAUAUACUGGACCAUAAAAGGCAUUCCCCCUUGCGUGUGGGUCGUGAACGAGCAUGAUGAAGAGAUAUAUGUCGUUGUGUCCAAGUAUCGUCCUAGUCGAAUGCUCACUGACGGAGGUGCAAAUGUCUCCGCUGCAGGAGUGGCUCCUGAAUUUAGGUGUGCUUCCUUUUCUAGCCCUGCUUGUCGAAAGAUCUCACCCCCUCGGGCCGAGGGUGAGGGAGUAUCUAUCGUAGUCUUUUCCCUUUGGAUGAGAAAAGAAGGAUUUGGCGUGAUAUCCAUCUCUAAAGGGCCCAAGAAGGAGGUUUUUGUUGAAGAUGACCGCAAUCCGCUUGGCGCUACUGCUCUUUUCAGGAAUAAACCGGAUCCGAGGAUAAUAGAAAAUGAGGGAAAGGAGGCAUCCGGCAAAGUAUCAGCAUAG
This is a messenger RNA of Colletotrichum costaricense, 423 nucleotides long. RefSeq lists its product as uncharacterized. NCBI's taxonomy places the organism in Eukaryota, Fungi, Ascomycota, Sordariomycetes, Glomerellales, Glomerellaceae. The record is from RefSeq and is a predicted model, not a curated record. The annotation marks the transcript as partial. The transcript has 2 exons.